Messenger RNA from Hordeum vulgare subsp. vulgare (domesticated barley), 1193 nucleotides. RefSeq names its product nuclear transcription factor Y subunit B-3-like. Gene Ontology annotation, molecular function: RNA polymerase II cis-regulatory region sequence-specific DNA binding; DNA-binding transcription activator activity, RNA polymerase II-specific; protein heterodimerization activity. The transcript has a single exon. NCBI's taxonomy places the organism in Eukaryota, Viridiplantae, Streptophyta, Magnoliopsida, Poales, Poaceae. Gene Ontology annotation, cellular component: nucleus; CCAAT-binding factor complex. The record is from RefSeq and is a predicted model, not a curated record. Bases 124 to 852 code for a protein of 242 amino acids. Gene Ontology annotation, biological process: regulation of transcription by RNA polymerase II.
CACACAUCACAAAGAGCACACAACACAGCGAGCAAGCAACAGUACGUGUUCCCACUAGCUUAGGUAGUACUACGCGCACGAAGAACCCUAGUUCGACAGAUCAGGUUUAGCUACCCGGCCGAAAUGGACAUGGGCUUCCACGGCGCGGCGAACGGCACUGCUUCGGCGGCCGCGGGGAACGGUGGCGGCGGCGCGCAGGCGCCGCCGGUGCGCGAGCAGGACAGGCUGAUGCCGAUCGCGAACGUGAUCCGCAUCAUGCGCCGCGUGCUGCCGCCGCACGCCAAGAUCUCGGACGACGCCAAGGAGACGAUCCAGGAGUGCGUGUCGGAGUACAUCAGCUUCAUCACGGGGGAGGCCAAUGAGCGGUGCCAGCGCGAGCAGCGCAAGACCAUCACCGCCGAGGACGUGCUCUGGGCCAUGAGCCGCCUCGGCUUCGACGACUACGUCGAGCCCCUCAGCAUCUACCUCCACCGCUUCCGCGAGUUCGAGGGCGAGGCACGGGGCGCCGGCGUCGGCCACCAUCACCACGGGAUGCCGCCCAUGAUGCUCAAGCCCCGCGGGGCGCCGGGGCCCAUGGUGCCGCACGGCGACAUGCAGAUGCACGCCGCCGGCAUGUACGGCGGGGGCGCCAUGCCGCAUCCGCACCAUCCGUUCCACAUGCCGCCGCACCACGGCCAGUACCCGCAGUACGAGAUGUAUGGUGGAGAGCAUGGGAUGGCCGCGUACUACGGAGGGGCAUACGCGCCAGGAAAUAGUGGCGACGGGGGAGGCAGCAGCGGCAAUGGCCAUGGCGGUGAAAGCACGCCGCCGGCCGCCAACUUCGAGAACCACCAGACCUUCGGGUACAAGUAGCAACCAGGCCCUGCAUUUGCAUGCACCGAAGGGACGCGUGCAGUAGCUAGCUAGCUAGUGCAUAUCCGGCGGCUGAUGCAGCCUGUUGAAACUACCUUAGGCGCAUCUAGCUACCUUUAUCCAAUUUGCAUUUGCCACGUCUGCAUGGCGAGCAUCUAGUUUUACUCUUCGUCUAGUAUCUUUCUAAGCUGAAGUGCAGUGUCGAUUAGCAAUCUAGUAGUGCAGUGUGCGUCUUCUAAAUUUAACUGUGAUGUAAUCAUCGAGAUGGAGCACCAUCGAUCGAUGUCCUCAUCUUAAUUAGUUAUGUAAUCGAAGGGAUCAAACCGUCUUGCAAAUUCAAA